AUGACUGUCACAGAAACCAAAAAUGGGACGUUGCUAGCCAACGGUCAAGUCCACUUGUCAACUGAGAGCUUGAAUGAAGAUGAUCGCGCCGUCUUAGCUUUGCGAAACUUCAUCUUCGAUAUUUGCAACCAAAAUGGGGGUGGCCAUGGCGGUUCCGCUAUCGGAAUGGCUGCUAUCGGUGUCGCCCUUUACAAGUACGUGAUGCGAUACAAUCCAUCCGACUCUGAGUGGUUCGAUCGCGAUAGAUUUGUCCUCUCCAAUGGACACACGGCGAUGUUUCUUUAUGCCCUCAAUCACCUUACUGGCUUUGAUAACUGGACUAUGGAGGAGAUUAAAGGAUAUGGAAGUGCCAAAACAAAUGGCUAUAAGACCAUAUGCCACGCUCAUCCGGAGAUUGAAGUACCAGGAGUUGAGGUCACUACAGGGCCUUUGGGACAAGGUAUCGCCAAUGCUGUUGGUCUAGCCAUCGCGUCCAAGAACAUGCAAGCAAAGUUUAAUCGCCCUGACUUUGACCUCAUUAAGUCUCGUGUCUAUUGCAUGACUGGUGAUGGGUGUCUAAUGGAGGGAGUGGCCCUAGAGGCUAUCUCUUUGGCUGGUAGUCUUGGGCUCGACAACCUGGUCUUGAUUUAUGACAACAACCAAGUCACUUGUGACGGUCCGCUUGAUUGGAUCAACACAGAAGAUAUCAAUACCAAAAUGCGAGCAAGUGGCUGGCAUGUUCUGGAUGUUGAAGAUGGCUCUUAUGACGUAACAAAUAUUGUCACUGCGCUAAAGCACGCAGAAUACUUGACCAAAAAGCCGACCUUUAUCAAUAUUCGCACAGUCAUUGGGCUUGGGACGGAACUAGCCGGUACUUUUAAAGCUCACCACGGGCCCAUUGACAGGGUCAGCGUUGAGACAUCAAAAAGGCUAGCCGGUCAAGAUCCUGCUGUGACGCACGAGGUGCCACCAAAGCAAUUGGCAUACUUUCGCGAACGAAAGACGCACGGUGAAAGGUUGCAGAAGAGCUGGGACUCUUUAGUUGACUCUUAUCGACUUCAAUAUCCUGACCUAGCCCAAGAGAUGGACGCUCGGCGCAGCGGAGACUAUGGAUCAGCCUGGCUUCAGUCUCUCAAGGACAUAAGCUCAAGCCAGUUUGAUGGAAUGGCAACUCGUGAAGUAAAUGGUGUCAUCAUUGAGAAGCUCUGGGAACUGUAUCCAGCAUUGUGCGGCGGUGGUGCAGACCUGGUUAACUCCAACAAGGUGCCGUAUGCUGCCAAUGACGUUUUCCACCCUUCUGUUGGAUUUGGCGGCCGCUAUAUUCGUAACGGAAUUCGAGAACAUGCGAUGGCCAGUGUGGCCAAUGGACUUGCAGCCUACAACCCAGGCACAUUUCUUCCGUUGACGGCAACAUUCUUCAUGUUCUACAUUUAUGCUGCGCCCGGUGUACGCAUGGGUGCACUCAGUGAUCUUCCUGUGAUUCACUGUGCGACUCAUGAUUCUUUUGCUGAAGGUCAAAAUGGCCCUACGCAUCAACCUGUCGAGCUUGACUCGCUAUACCGUGCAAUGCCCAACCUUACAUACAUUCGCCCUUGUGACCCUGAGGAGACUAUCGGUGCCUGGAUUCUUGCAAUGUCAAAGCGCCAUGGACCUACAAUGCUCUCUCUGGGCCGAGAUGCAGUCAGCCUCGUCUCAGGAACAGAUCGCUAUAAGGUUUCCAAGGGUGCUUAUGUAGUUUUGGAGGCGGAGAAUGCUCAGCUUACUCUGGUUAGCUGUGGAACAAACCUACACUAUGCCGCUGCAGCUGCCAAGUCCUUGACUGAGUCUGAAAUUAUUACUCGUCUUGUGAGUGCGCCUAGUUUUGAUCACUUUGAUCAACAGGAUAAGAAAUACCGAGAGAGUGUGUUCCCAUUGGAUGGAACACCUAUAGUUAGCGUGGAGGAGUAUAUCGCCACAACAUGGGCGCGGUAUACGACUGCAAGCAUUGGAAUGACCGGAUACGGAUACUCUGCCUCUAAUCCCAGCAACUAUGAUCGAUUUGGUCUCGAUUCGCAGGGAAUUGAAAAGAAGAUUCGUGGGUAUCUGAAGGACUUAGAUGGUGGGAACGCAAGAAUGGCAGGGUGGAGGCAGCUCUAA
This is a messenger RNA of Penicillium angulare, 2115 nucleotides long. RefSeq lists its product as uncharacterized. Bases 1 to 2115 code for a protein of 704 amino acids. The transcript is spliced from 3 exons. Gene Ontology annotation, biological process: pentose-phosphate shunt. The record is from RefSeq and is a predicted model, not a curated record. Gene Ontology annotation, molecular function: transketolase activity. Gene Ontology annotation, cellular component: cytosol. Lineage: Eukaryota; Fungi; Ascomycota; Eurotiomycetes; Eurotiales; Aspergillaceae.